Molecule: messenger RNA, 2428 nt
Organism: Cotesia glomerata
Lineage: Eukaryota; Metazoa; Arthropoda; Insecta; Hymenoptera; Braconidae
Exons: 12
Coding region: 473-2428 (651 amino acids)
Source: RefSeq, a predicted model, not a curated record
GAAAAAUAUAAUAAUUUUAAUUAAUCCUGAAGUAAUAAGACAAUGGAGCCAAAUAUUGGGACAAGAUUUAGCGUCCGAUUCAAAAUGUAAUCAAUUUAUAUGUGAUGAACAUUUUGAGGAAGAUUACAUUAUCAGAAACGAUGUAAUAAGUAUACCAGGUCAGAAACCAUUUGUUUCUGAAAGGAAAAAAAUUAUUCUUAAGCGUGAUGCUAUUCCAAUAUUGGAUAAAAAUAUCGACCAGGUGAUAGAAUCUCCAAUUAAUACUCUAGUUACUGAAAAUGAAAAUGAAAGUACUUCAAGUAAUAAAUGUGAGAGUGUGGCAGUAACAAAUGAUGAAGUUGUUGUCAUUAAUCAGGAAUUAAUUCAUUUACUAAGCGAAAAUCGUACUAUUGAACCUAAUGUUAUUGGAGAAGCCGAGUGUAGAAAUUCCGAGUUAUCAGAAUCACGCACAAACUUUUCGAUAUACGAUUUAAUGAAAAAUUUAGAGACGCAAAAGUUACCUAAAAAAUGGAGCUGGGUUGAUGAUUAUUUGAAUCCACCAGCAGUUAUUCUUUGCCAUUUGGAUUAUAAAUGUUAUGACCUAAAGUUCCGUGUGAAAAUUGAUAAAGCCCUGAAUAUAACAGUCACAAAUGUAAAAAUCAACCAGACAAAAAAAAUUGAUUAUGUUACCUCAAAUAUGUGUGAUUUUUGGAAAUUGUUAGAGUUUUUGGAAGCUUCUCAAAUGUGUAGUGGAAGUGGAUGUGAUAGUAAAAAAUCUUCAGUAGCAUGUACGGUAUUGUUAGAGCCGAAAAAACUAUAUAAGAAACAGGCAGCAAUAUAUCGAUGUGACUCAUGUCGACAAGUGAGAAAAAAAAUAGGUAAUCAAUUGUAUAGACCAAAAUUGGAUAUUGAUGCGAAAAAUAAAAAACUAAAACUUAAGCUAAACUCAGUAAAAAAGAAAAAUAUUCGCUUAACUAAUAAGAAUGAAACUUUAAAACUAACCGUUGAAGAAGAAAGACAAAGGUGUGCUCAUGCUUCUGAAACACUAAUCAACCAAGAAAUUUUAAACUUACCUCCUAUUCAACAAGAAACGGUUAAAGCUUGUUUUGCAGCUGCAAAAGCUAAAAACUCUAAACAACGGAGAUAUACAAUUGAGUGGGUAUAUGAGUGCCUCUUAAUUAGAAUAAAGAGUUCCUCUGUUUAUGAUAGACUCCGAUCUAGACAAAUUUUACCCCUUCCUUGUAAAGAUACACUUCAAAAAUACAUUCAAAAACUAGACAGCGCGUUUGGUUUUUCUGAAGCUCUUUUUGAAACUCUUAAAUUAAAAGGUUCUCGAAUGGAAGUAAACGAGAAGAGGGGUAUUUUAAAUUUUACUUAUUUCUUGCGUGUUGCAGCAGAUAGUAGAACUAACAAUGGCACACUUUUGCUUGAUGAAGUAGCAUUAAGUGAAGCUACAAACUUAAAUCAACGAACUAUGCAGCUCGAUGGUUUUGUUGAUUUGGGUUCUUAUACACCGGAAAAGGAUCUCAACACUCGAGCUGACCACGCACUAGUAUUCAUGUUUCAACCUUUUCAAGGUGAUUGGGUGCAAGUGAUAGGCUGCUUUCUCAGCCGAAGUGCGACUAUCAGCGAAAUUCUCCAUAAGUUGAUAAUUGAAUGUGUAUUACUGCUGGAAAAUGUUGGUUUUAAAGUUGAUGCAGUUACUUGUGAUGGAGCUCAAUGGAAUCGAGGUGCAUGGAAGUUAUUUGGUAUUGAAGACUACAAAUUUAGUUGUCAGCUCCACAUGAUCCGAGUCGGCGUUUAUGAUGUAGAUUCUAUAUAUUACUUCAAUUCACAGACACCAGAUGGUUUUGUUUACCGUAAAUAUUGGGAGGCACUGUUAACUUACGAGAAUAGCUUUAAAGCAAAUUUAUCCGUAACAUAUAAAUUAACACCUGGUCACAUAAAACCGGAGCAGUAUCAAAAAAUGAACGUUCUUUUGGCUAUGGAGUUGUUUUCAAAGCGAUUGAGAGUGACAAUGGAGAUGUAUGCGGACAAUUGCCCCGAGCUUAGAGGAUGUGAAUCUACAAUUGCAUUUAUGGAGAGGGUUGAUCGACUUAUUACUGCUAUGACUUCAAGAACUCCGAUGAAUGCUUUACGCGCUGAUCCUUCAUGUGAAAUGAGAAAGGCUAUCACUGACUUUAUUAAGUAUCUCCGAGAAUGGGAAGAACAUGCAAUAGAAGAAAAGAAAAGGUACAAAGACUUGCGGGAAAGCUUAGACGAGGAUCAACUACCUGGAAAAUUUUUUUUUGCAAUCACCCCAAGCACUCUGACUGGAUUAAAGAUCUCUCUUGGGGCGACCUUAGAACUUAUUGAUUUUUUACAUAACGAAUGUAACUACGAUUAUCUUAUGACAAUAAGUCUCACUCAAGAUGCUUUUAGAGGUAAAUAUACUUUACUUGAUGUUUGA